UGCUGGUGUUUGUACUAUGUGCGGACAGCUGUUAGUCACUGAUCUGACGCAGAUCUAUUGUACACCAGACAACUUGGAAGAAAACUUCCAGAUGCAUUUACUUAUCUGAAAUAUUUUAAUCAAUAUUAUAAUUUUCUUAUUACAGAAGGAAAGUUAAGUAACUAGCAAUGGCCACGAGUUCUUCCCGAACACUUGCUCUUCAGAGAAAUUCCUGGGAGCAGAACCGUUUCAUGGAGAAUUUAAUGACGAAAAUAUUUAGCUUCUACGACGAGCAGUCUCUAAUCGAUGUGACAUUUAAAGUUUCAAACCCAACGGCUCUAGUACCCGCGCAUCGUUUGAUACUCGCAGCAGCGAGUCCUUACUUCGAGAACUUUUUCAAUGGCAAUCAAGGCACUAAUCCAGUCAUCGAGAUAAAUGAUAUCGAUAGCGAUAUUUUUGAGCAUCUAAUAACCUUUUGUUACACCGGACAGGCUCUCAUUACCGUUAACAAUGUCACUGCCAUGCUAAAUGCUGCAAUAAUUUUGCAAUUGGACGAUGCCAUAACCAGUAGUGUGGACUACCUCAUGAUACAUAUCGAUGAAAUCACUUUACAGGGUGCUUAUGCGCUGGAGCGCGAAACGCAAUGUGAAGUUCUUAGGCAAAAAAUCAUAGAAUACGAGAUUCAGAACUUCAUGGAGAUCAGUCGAGGCGAUGAGUUUUUGAAUUUCGAUGUUGAAGAAUUGCAACGUAUUCUGGAAUCUGACAAUUUGCAUAUAACUCGUGAGGAAGAUGCCUAUGAUGCCAUAAAACGCUGGUUCAAUUACGAUGUUCCUGCACGUCAGGAGGCACUGCCACUUUUAAUAGGUUGUCUCCGGCUUCCCCAACUCAAUGUGGACUUUCUGAUGAAACACAUUCAGCCGUUACCUGGAUGUGAGCUACUGGCCUUCAAGGCGUUAUCGUGGAUCAGAGAGCCCAUAGCACGGCCAAUGAUAAACAUGCGAUUUACAGAACCACGAGGGUCAGUGCUACAAAUUGUGAUGAACCCCAAGGUGCAGCAGUAUAACAAAACUGAGGAUAAGUGGGAGGAAUAUGGGAGUAUAAAAAUCGAUUACGAAGAUUAUGGAACUAUUUUAAAGGAUGAGAAUUUAUUAUUUAUUGGCGGUGGUAAAAGUGAUGCCACACUUAACGUCGUCCGCAGCUGGAAUAUUCGAAAUAAGACAUGGCAAAAUUUACCCGGUAUGAUCCAAGCAAGAAGUUCACACUGCGUUGUCGAAUUAAAUGAUACAAUCUACGCGAUUGGUGGUUUUGAUGGUAAUAAUCCUUUGUCGUCGGUGGAAAGAUAUACGACUUCCGAUGGUUGGAAGUUGGUGAAAAGCUUAAUUGAUACACGAUAUUGCGCCCGUGCAGUGAUAUUAAAUGGUAAAAUUUACAUAAUUGGCGGUUUUAAUGACAACAAGCUAAUAAAAUCCGUCGAAUGCUACAAUCCGGACUCGAAUACUUGGACCUCUUGCGCGGAUAUGAAAAUAUGUCACAAUUCACCUGGUGUAGCAGCACAGGCAGCAGCACAUAAUGGUCAUAUUUAUGUUUUAAGCCGGCGGGGUGCUGAACGGUACGAUCCUCAGCAAGACACAUGGUCACAGAUUUGCUUUUUGGAAGUUGGUCCUGGUAGGAUGACUUGCGUAUCGCUAAACAAUGAACUAUGGGCCAUUGGUGGCAAAUCUAAAUCUACUGACAAGUCAUGUGCAUCAGUCUUUGAUGAAGAAAAUUUCUGCUGGGUAGAAAGGUGGUCAUUACCCGAAAGUGAAGUGCGUAACUGUUUUGUUGUGCCUGAAUCCUUGUUGUCGUCAAUAUGAAUAAAUAAUGAAAUUAUUGUUCCCUUUUUCGAUUUAACAAAUUCUUUUAUAAUAAAUUAUCUUACAAAAAAUAAUAUAAAACUUCACAAUU
Bactrocera dorsalis (oriental fruit fly) is the source of this 1923-nucleotide messenger RNA. RefSeq names its product kelch-like protein 1. The transcript is spliced from 7 exons. Gene Ontology annotation, molecular function: protein binding. The record is from RefSeq and is a predicted model, not a curated record. NCBI's taxonomy places the organism in Eukaryota, Metazoa, Arthropoda, Insecta, Diptera, Tephritidae. The coding region runs from base 168 to 1832 and encodes 554 amino acids.